GGUAGAGGAGCCUGCGUGUAGCAGGACCUAGCGUUUGUUGUUGGGUGCGUAGUGGCCAACUCUUUCAUGGAGAAAAGACUUAUAAGGCAGAUCUCGUUUCAAGAGAUGCGUGAACAAUUGAAGAAUGCAGGUAAUUCAGAGGCCGAUGCUGAGAUGUACAUGAAGUUCAUGAAAAAUCAUUGCUGCUAUGAGGCCAUUCCAACCAGCUGUAAACUGGUCAUAUUUGACACAACACUACAAGUGAAGAAAGCCUUUUUCGCUCUUGUAGCAAACGGCUUGCGAGCUGCACCUCUCUGGGAUAGCAAGACACAGAGAUUUGUGGGUAUGCUGACUAUAACAGAUUUCAUCAACAUUCUCCAUCAUUACUACAGGUCCCCAUUGGUUGAAAUGAAUGAGCUGGAGAGGCAUCAAAUUGGAACAUGGCGAGAUGUGUAUCUGCAAUACUCCAACCACUGUCUUCACAGUAUCACUCCAGACGCCAGCCUCUUCGACGCCAUCUAUUCCCUACUGAGGUAUAAGAUCCACAGAUUGCCGGUUAUCGAUCCUGUGUCCGGAAAUGUCUUACACAUUCUCACGCACAAGCGAAUCCUCAAGUUUCUCCAUAUAUUUUACUCUACACAGAAAGAGACAGUCCCAAAACCCUGCUUCAUGCAGAAGACGAUCCAGGACGUUGGGAUCGGGACAUUCCGGAACAUUGCCACGGUCCAGCAGACGGCCUCAGUCUACGAUGCCCUGUCUGUGUUUGUAGAGAGGAGGGUCUCCGCACUGCCCGUAGUAAACGAACAAGGCAAGGUGGUGGCUCUCUACUCCAGAUUUGAUGUGAUUAAUCUGGACGCCCAGAAGACAUACAACAACCUGAACAUGUCCAUGGAGGAGGCCAUCCGACGGCGCUGCUGUUUCGUCGAGGGCGUCAUCAAGUGUCUCCCCGACGAGACCCUGCAGACCAUCAUCGAUCGCAUCAUUAAGGCUGAGGUCCAUCGGCUGGUCCUGGUGGACAAAGAGGAUGUGUGCAGGGGGAUCAUCUCUCUCUCCGACCUGCUCCAGGCCAUGGUGUUAACCCCGGCAGGUAAUGACGCCCUUUUAGCCUCUUAGCACCUGUGGGAGUCAGGCACCCUUGCCCUAUCUACAUCUUCCACCGCCUCUAGCCCCACCUCCCUGGCCCAGGUAGGUGCACCCUUUUUCUCUCCUCUCCCCAAUCCCCCCAGCUCACUGACUGGCUGUCAGACACGCUUCUUUGACCCCCCACAACAGCUGCUGCUGCUAUACGUUGCUCCCUGUUUCUCUGAGCUUCAGCCACAUAUCAAUCCCGAAGCACCAACAUGCAAGUGGACACACACACACACACACACACACACACACACACACACACACACACACACACACACACACACACACACACACACACACACACACACAGAGACAGACAGGGUGAUGAUGAUGACCUCUGACCUAUCAUUCCCUGCUUGCCUGAUGCAUGGGGCGCAGGAUAAAUCCAAUGAUUUUCAGAAGGACUGGAAUCUUUCCAAGCCUUUGCGGUUGACAUUCUAUGGACUAGCUGCAGCUAAAAAGGCUAAGUUACAGUAUGGCACUAGAGGAAUGUGGUGAUGUAUCUGCAUAAAGAUUUGAUGAUAUCCAAUUUGAUCUGCGUGUCAAAUGGCACCCUAUUCCGUAUAGUGUAGUAUACUACUUUUGACCUUUGUCGAUAGGGCUCAGGUGAAAAAAAAAGUAAAAAAAUAGUUUGAGGAAUGGCUCAUAGGAGCACGGGCCUAUCUCCUGUUUCUGUAGCUUGAUGGACAAGUACAGCCCCUGGACAGGACACUAGUCUAUCUCAGGUCAGUAGUGCACUAUAUAUAGGUAAUAGGCUGCCAUUUGGAAUGCAACCAUGUUGUUGUAAAUUUGCAUCUCUCAGAUUGGUUUGUGUCUAUGGCAAGGAUCUGUGUGGAGUUUAUUAUCUACAUUUAUGCUGAUAUAAUGCACACAACCUUUUGUUAAUCAUAUGCUUUGGUUAUAAUCAUUCCAAUCUUUGAUCAUAUUGCAUCUCCACUGUUGUUUUUUC
Molecule: messenger RNA, 2056 nt
Organism: Salmo salar (Atlantic salmon)
Lineage: Eukaryota; Metazoa; Chordata; Actinopteri; Salmoniformes; Salmonidae
Gene: prkag3a
Product: protein kinase, AMP-activated, gamma 3a non-catalytic subunit
Biological process (GO): protein phosphorylation; regulation of catalytic activity
Cellular component (GO): nucleotide-activated protein kinase complex; cytoplasm; nucleus
Molecular function (GO): protein kinase binding; AMP binding; protein kinase regulator activity
Source: RefSeq, a predicted model, not a curated record